CGACCUCCUCGGCCGGCGGCGCAGCGGAGCGCCGGGAGGAGUCCGAGCCGGAGCCGGAGCCGGAGCCGCGCGCGCCCCGCCCGCCCGCGCGGCACUCCCUCCCUCCCUCCAUGGCGUUUAUCCGGAAGAAGCCGCGCGAGCAGCAGCUGCAGCUCUACUCCAAGGAGAGCCUUUUGAAGAUUCUGCAAAUGAAGGCAAAUGGCCAGGAAUAUGCAUCAGGCUUUUGCUGGAGCCACAUUGGUGGGGGAGACUCAACACAGGAGAGAGAGAUUUUCCUUGCUGCUGCUUAACUUGGAGGAGUACUACUUUGAACAGCAUACAGCUAGUCAUAUUCAGCACAAGGGCAGUCAGAAUGAAAGGAAAAUCAGAGGCUCCUUAAAAAUAUGUUCAAAAUCAGUUAUUUUUGAACCAGAUGCAAUAUCCCAGCCCAUCAUUAAGAUUCCUUUGAGAGAUUGUAUAAAAAUAGGAAAACAUGGAGAAAAUGGAGCCAAUAGACACUUCGCAAAGGCAGUAUCCGGGGGGAUCUCACUCAUUUUCAGUCAGGUAUAUUUCAUUAAAGAACACAACAUUGUUGCACCAUAUAAAAUAGAAAGGGGCACGAUGGAAUAUGUCUUCGAGUUGGAUGUUUCAGGGAAGGUGGAAGGUGUCGUGGAGACAUUGCUUCAGCUUCACAGAGCAUCCUGUCUGGAUAAACUUGGGGAUCAAACUGCUAUGAUAACAGCCAUUUUGCAGUCCCGUUUGGCUAGGACGUCAUUUGACAAAAACAGAUUCCAAAGUGUUUCUGAAAAGCUGCACAUGGAAUGCAAAGCAGAAAUGGUAACACCUCUGGUGACGAAUCCUGGCCACGUGUGCAUCACUGACACCAACCUGUAUUUCCAGCCUCUCAACGGGUACCCGAAACCCAUGGUCCAGAUAACACUCCACGACGUCCGCCGCAUUUACAAGAGGAGACAUGGUCUCAUGCCUCUGGGCUUGGAAGUGUUUUGCACAGAAGAUGAUCUGUGUUCCGACGUCUACCUGAAGUUCUAUGAACGUCAAGACCGAGAUGACCUCUAUUUUUACAUUGCUACAUAUCUAGAGCACCACGUGGCGGAGCGCACGGCCGAGGGCUACACACUGCAGUGGCAGCGCGGGCUGCUGUCCAACUACCAGUACCUGCUGCACCUCAACACGCUGGCCGACCGCAGCUGCAAUGACCUCUCCCAGUACCCGGUGUUCCCCUGGGUCAUCGGCGACUACAGCAGCUCCGAGCUGGAUCUGUCAAAUCCAGGGACCUUCCGGGAUCUCAGUAAGCCAGUAGGGGCCCUCAACAAGGAACGUCUGGAGAGGCUGCUGGCACGCUACCAGGAGAUGCCGGAGCCCAAGUUCAUGUACGGCAGCCACUACUCCUCCCCGGGCUACGUGCUGUUUUAUCUGGUCAGGAUUGCACCAGAGUAUAUGCUGUGUCUGCAGAACGGAAGAUUCGACAACGCAGACAGAAUGUUCAACAGUAUUGCAGAAACUUGGAAAAACUGUUUGGAUGGUGCAACUGAUUUUAAAGAGCUGAUUCCGGAAUUCUAUGGUGAUGAUGUCAGCUUUUUAGUCAAUAGUCUGAAGCUGGAUUUGGGAAAGAGACAAGGAGGGCAGAUGGUUGAUGACGUAGAACUCCCCCCUUGGGCCCGGAGUCCCGAGGACUUUCUCCAGAAGAGCAGAGACGCACUGGAAAGCGAUUACGUGUCAGAGCACCUUCACGAGUGGAUCGAUCUCGUGUUUGGCUACAAGCAGAAGGGGAGGGAUGCUGUCGGAGCCCACAAUGUGUUUCAUCCCCUGACCUACGAAGGAGGUGUCGACUUGAACAGCAUUGAGGAUCCUGACGAGAAGGUAGCCAUGCUCACCCAGAUCUUGGAGUUUGGGCAGACACCGAAGCAGCUCUUCGUGACCCCGCAUCCUCGAAGGAUCACCCCAAAGUUUAAAAGCUUGUCCCAGCCCUCCAGUUAUAACGCUUCCACGGCAGAUUCUCCAGUCUCUCCAGGUGAAGAGUCUUUUGAAGACCUGACUGAAGAAAGCAGAACGCUGGCCUGGAGUAACAUCACGCGACUGCAGCUCCACGAGCAGCACAAAAUCCACAAAGAGGCAGUCACGGGCAUAGCAGUCUCUCGCAGUGGGUCGUCCAUCUUUACAACCUCACAAGAUUCCACCUUGAAGAUGUUUUCCAAAGAAUCCAAGAUGCUACAAAGAAGUAUAUCAUUUUCAAAUAUGGCUUUAUCAUCGUGUUUACUUUUACCAGGAGAUGCCACCGUCGUAAGCUCUUCGUGGGAUAACAACGUCUAUUUUUAUUCCAUUGCAUUUGGAAGACGCCAAGACACAUUAAUGGGACAUGAUGAUGCUGUUAGUAAGAUCUGUUGGCGUGACAACAGGCUGUAUUCUGCGUCAUGGGACUCUACCGUGAAGGUGUGGUCCGGGGUUCCUGCAGAGACGCCAGGCUCCAGGAGACACCAGUUUGACCUGCUGGCCGAGCUGGAGCACGACGUCAGUGUCGAUACAAUCAGUUUAAGCGCCGCAAGCACACUGCUGGUUUCAGGCACCAAAGAAGGCACAGUGACUAUUUGGGACCUUGUUGCAGCCACCAUAUUGCACCAGAUUCCAUGUCACUCAGGGACUGUAUGUGAUACUGCUUUCAGCCCAGACAGUCGCCACAUCCUCAGCGCAGGAGAAGACGGCUGUCUAAAUGUCGUCGAUGUGCAGACAGGAAUGCUCAUCUCUUCUAUGACUUCGGACGAGCCCCAGAGGUGCUUUCUCUGGGACGGAAAUUCUGUUUUAUCCGGGAGUCAGUCCGGUGAGCUGCUUGUCUGGGACCUUCUCGGGGGGAAGAUCAGGGAGAGAAUCCAGGGCCACACAGGUGCCGUAACGUGUAUGUGGAUGAACGAACAGUGUAGCAGUGUCCUCACGGGAGGGGAAGACAGACAAAUUAUGUUCUGGAAACUGCAGUAUUAAGUGCCUUUUCCUCGAAUAUUAUUCAACUCCAUGUAAUGCAUUUUGAAACCAAACUUUUAAAUGAACUGGUGAAUGUGCAAUUAUAGUAAUCAGAAGUCUUACCACAUGAGAAAUCUGUGGUUUUAAACUUUAUAAAUCAUGGUGACUUCACUGAAAGCCAUUAGCUGUCAUCCUCUAAGGCAGAUGUAGAUGUGUCAGCACUGGGGAGAAAAACUUAACGUUUGUAAGGCAGGUGGUCAUCUCAGGACGACGACAGUCAGGAGACAAGUUUGGGUGGCAAAGAGCGUAGCUGAGAGCUACUAAACCAGCUGGGGAAUUCCCAAAGCACUGAACAAUUUAAGGACUUUCCAAGAAAAUGUGAGUAUUCUCUGCUGCCCAGUCCCUCUGUUAUGUCUUCCUAAUCGACACAGUUGCUGCCCACUGGGUUUUGGGAUGUGUGCUUCCACGGAGUGGUUUUUCUAUAACCGACUGGCCCCAGAUUCUAAGAACCUGGGGAAGGAUUAGCAGUUCUUAUAACAGUUUACUGUGUAUGGGAACAGUUUAUUUCAUUAUAGCUAUUAAUGCUUAUCUUUUCU
Molecule: messenger RNA, 3548 nt
Organism: Mesoplodon densirostris (Blainville's beaked whale)
Lineage: Eukaryota; Metazoa; Chordata; Mammalia; Artiodactyla; Ziphiidae
Gene: NSMAF
Product: neutral sphingomyelinase activation associated factor
Exons: 32
Coding region: 199-2973 (924 amino acids)
Molecular function (GO): protein binding
Source: RefSeq, a predicted model, not a curated record